AUGGCUGAACUCCAAAAGAUUAAAGUUACUAACCCCGUUACUGAAUUAGACGGUGAUGAAAUGACCAGAGUUAUCUGGUAACUCAUCAAGGAUAAGCUCAUUUUACCUUAUCUUGACUUGAACAUCAAGUACUUCGAUUUAGGUAUGGAAUACAGAGACUAAACUGACGAUAAGGUCACCCUUGAUGCUGCUUAAUCUAUUGUUGAAACCAAGGUAGGUAUCAAGUGUGCCACCAUCACCCCUGAUGAAGCCAGAGUCAAGGAAUUCAAUCUUAAGAAGAUGUGGAAAUCCCCCAACGGUACCAUCAGAAAUCACAUCGGAGGUACUGUCUUCAGAGAACCCAUUCUCAUGAAGAACGUCCCUAGACUUGUUCCUGCUUGGACUAAGCCCAUCGUUAUCGGAAGACACGCUUUCGGUGAUCAAUACAGAGCCACUGACUUCAAGGUUGAAGAAGCUGGUACUUUUGAAAUUGUCUUCACCCCCAAGAAUGGUGGUGAAAAGAAGGUCAUGAAGGUCUUCGAUUACCCUGCUGGUGGUGUUGGUAUGGGUAUGUACAACACUGAUGAAUCUAUUACUGAAUUCGCCCACUCCAGUUUCAAGUACGCUCUCGAUAGAAAGAUGCCCCUUUACUUAUCUACCAAGAACACUAUCUUGAAGGCUUACGAUGGUAAGUUCAAGGAUAUCUUCUAAGCUAUCUAUGACAAGUAAUACAAGGAAGAAUUCACCAAGGCUGGUAUCUGGUAUGAACACAGACUUAUUGACGAUAUGGUCGCCUAUAUGAUGAAGUCUGAAGGUGGUUUCAUGUGGGCUUGCAAGAAUUACGAUGGUGAUGUCCAAUCUGACUGUCUUGCUUAAGGUUUUGGUUCUCUUGGUUUAAUGACCUCUGUCUUGGUUGGUCCUAACGAUAUUAUUGAAGCUGAAGCUGCUCACGGUACCGUUACCCGUCACUUCAGAUAACACCAAAAGGGUCAAGAAACCUCCACUAACUCUAUUGCCUCCAUCUUCGCUUGGACCUAAGGUUUAUUACACAGAGCUAAGCUUGAUAACAACAAGGAAUUAGACCUCUUCUGCAAGACCCUUGAAAGCUCAGUUAUUGAAACUGUUGAAACUGGUUUCAUGACUAAGGAUCUCGCUAUUUGCAUCCAAGGAAGCAAUGAUGUACCCAGAAGCAAAUAUCUUACUACCCAAGAAUUCAUUGACAAGGUUGCUGAAACCCUCAGAAAGAACCUCGUUGCUGCUAAAUCUAACCUCUGA
Molecule: messenger RNA, 1254 nt
Organism: Tetrahymena thermophila SB210
Lineage: Eukaryota; Ciliophora; Oligohymenophorea; Hymenostomatida; Tetrahymenidae
Product: NADP-dependent isocitrate dehydrogenase
Exons: 4
Biological process (GO): isocitrate metabolic process
Cellular component (GO): mitochondrion
Molecular function (GO): isocitrate dehydrogenase (NADP+) activity; magnesium ion binding; NAD binding
Source: RefSeq, a predicted model, not a curated record